Punica granatum (pomegranate) is the source of this 642-nucleotide messenger RNA. NCBI's taxonomy places the organism in Eukaryota, Viridiplantae, Streptophyta, Magnoliopsida, Myrtales, Lythraceae. The record is from RefSeq and is a predicted model, not a curated record.
CAAGCUCUGUUCUUCAUCCAUCUGUUUCACGUCUCCACUAGGCAACACGCCGUUCGAGAAAUUUAUAGUACAAUGCCGACCCUCGACCGAUCGAUCAUCCUCUUGAUCACGCUCUUCACUUGCCUUGCCUCUUGCACGGGGGCGAUAAGGGUGAUCGAAGCUCCACCUUUGCCUGUUGCUACAUCAAACCCGGGCCACAGCCUUGCCCAGAGGCUAGAGGCGGCUGCUGGAGGGGCCACGCUGGUGGACUGCUGGGAUGCGCUGGUGGAGCUCAAGUCGUGCUCGAACGAGAUCAUCCUCUUCUUCCUCAAUGGAGAGACGAGCCUCGGGGCCCCUUGCUGCGCCGCCGUCGAUAUCAUCACUCGUAGCUGCUGGCCCGCUAUGCUGACCUCCCUCGGGUUCACUCCUGAGGAAGGAAACAUUCUCCGAGGCUACUGCGACGCCAAGGCCGCUGGCCCCGCCCCCUCCCCGGCCUCUUCUUCUUCGCCGUAGUUCAUCGACUCUGAGAACAUUAUGCUAAUACAAUAUGAAGGUUUUACCUUUAAAUGCCACUUUUGUUGAAUAACUAUCGGAGGUGUAUUGGGUGUAGAUAUGCUUUGUCAAUCGAAAUAUACAAUCUCCCAAUAUUCUUUCGGUUUUUAA